Messenger RNA from Aureobasidium subglaciale EXF-2481, 2213 nucleotides. RefSeq lists its product as uncharacterized. The record is from RefSeq and is a predicted model, not a curated record. The transcript has a single exon. NCBI's taxonomy places the organism in Eukaryota, Fungi, Ascomycota, Dothideomycetes, Dothideales, Saccotheciaceae. Bases 151 to 1851 code for a protein of 566 amino acids.
CACGGGGUCUCGACCGUUGACCCACGUCAUAUGCCAAGCACGGCCCUUUUGCGCACUGCCGUGGUCCAUCACGCAUACCAUCAGGAUUUAUUCAGCCUCUAGCCGCACUCGACAGCACACGUCAGUGACAAUUGAACCGCAUCCGCCAACAUGGACUACAGUCAGCUCACUGUCGCCAAGCUCAAGGAUGAAUUGAAGGAGCGCGACAUUCCCACCACUGGCCUCAAGCUGAAGAAGGACUACAUCGAUCGCCUGGAACAAGACGAUUCCGAGAAGGCACUCGAGCAACCUGCUGUCUCGCCCAAUCCGCCGGAACAGCCUCUCGACCUCGAGAACCAACAUCAUGAUCUGGCAUCGUCAAAGGACAACGCCGUCGCCUCUCCCACCCCGGCAGCACCUACCAGCGAGGAUAAGCCAGAAGUGCCCGAAUCCGUUGCGCCAACCGAGCUGCCUGACUCAAAUCCUGGCACCGAGACCGAACCUCAAGAACCAAUACCGCUGCCGAUCUCAGAAGCUCCUUCGUCGCUUGAGCAAGAAGAAGCAACCAUGAAGCCGUCACGAACCACUGCUACUCCAGAGCCCGCCUCGUCGGAUGGCAACAAGAGAAAGAGACGUAGCCCCACUCCGCUUCUCUCUGAGGGGGUCGUACACAAGAAGCUGAAGCAAGAGACUGAUGGUCCAUCCGCGCACUUCGCCUCCGACCAAGAACCCAUGGCGAACGAUGUCUCCAUGCCGGAUGCUCCUCUCGAACAACCAGCCACUACCCUACAGCCCAUUCCUACCAGCCAUGAUCUGGCACAGCCAUUCAAUGAUGAUCUCGACAAGACAAAAUCCAUGCGAAGUCCCAAUGAACGCCGUUUCAAGAACCUCGUCAAUCCUGUCGAGUCUGACCCUGCUCAACCUACACCCGAGGCCGCCGAUCUUACCGUAUCACCCGCAAUACACCCUGCCACCCGUGCCCUCUACAUUCGCGAUCUCGUCCGUCCCAUCAAUCCCAGCAGCUUAAGGAACCACCUUGAAGAUAUCGCCCAGCCGCCAGACCGGUCCGGUUCGUCCUCGUCCUUGGUUGAGGAAUGCUAUGUUGAUGCUCUUCGCACACAUGCCUUUGUUCUAUUCACAUCUAUCUCUGCUGCUUCGAGGGCGCGAGCUAGCACACAUGCUCGGAUCUGGCCACCAGAGCCCAUGCGCAAGCAACUGUGGGCCGAUUUCUUCCCAGAUGAGCGCUUCCAAGAAUACCUUGACACUGAGCGAGCGAGCGGAGGCUCAAGACCCAGCCAGGCGAAGCGUUGGGAGCUUGCUUAUAACACUUUGGACGAUGGCGUUGAUGUACAGCUUGUUGAGGCAGGUCCCGCCACUCAUCGUGCUUCGACACAUGCCGGCGCAGCCAACGCACCGCCCACUGGACCGCGAGGUAGCAUGUCAAGUGGAAGACGACCCUCGUUCGCUCAGACCGAGCAGAGGCGCCCUUCCCAGCCCAUUCCUACAUCCGCUCCACGACGCAGCUCAAUGGUGAUUGAAGAAGCAAGUGCCCCCUUUCUGGAACUGGAUAAGCUGUUCAACUUCACGGCGACCAAGCCAAAGCUAUACUGGCAACCAGUAAGUGAGGAUCUUGCAGAGGACAGACUUGACGAGCUGGAUCGUGAGACCAGCAGAGAUUGGGAUCCACGAGCCGACUUCAAGAGAAAUGGUGACUCUCUAGGCCGUGGACUCGAUCAGCUCAAGCGCUACACUUUCGAGGAUGGUGACGUCCUUGUUGAUGGAGGUCCAGAGUUUGGUGGUGGACGCGCUUUUGCACGUGCCGGCAAUCGUGGACGUGGUCGAAGAAAUGGCGACAGCUACCGUGGCCGAUAGAUCCGAGCCAAAUUGCUAGACGGCAUAUAGCUCGGCCCGCGCCACCAAAACAGGUAGGCGUUUCUCGUGGUCGAAACAAUUGGCUAAGAGCGUAACUAUUAGAAGCCUAGAGCGACGAAUGCACCAACACGUCCCCGAAGCUACAAAUAUUUCGAACGUGUGGUUGAGAUUGUCACACGCACUGUGCAACUCUGUGAUUCAUCCAAGUGAAGCAAACUAGUGUGAACAACAAUUUACGUCAAAAGAACCGAGAAUAUUCCUAGACUGGGUAUAUAUUAAAGUGCUUUUCCUAGUGUUACAUGUUUCCGAUUGCGUCGAGCCUACUCAUAGCAAUGCCUCUUGCUUCAUGAAGAACUUCUUGG